UAACGGGAAGCAGCGCGCCCUAGAGCGCAUUACGACGGCUUAUUUUCUCUUUUAUAACAUUCCAUGGACUAAUAUAUAUAUUUUUUUUUUCUUCUGUCCCCUUCACAUUUGGAUACCGUGGGGUUCUUUUGAAAGCUGUUGGAGAACCGUAACGAAAAGGAGGACAAGUUGUCUGAAGAAGAAGCGGACUAAAGUUCGCUAAAGUCACGAGUAACUUAGCUAAGCUAGCUAGUUUAGCCGAGCCGAGUGAGCAUGCUAACGCUAAUGAAGCCCUGACAUGUCACUUUUUUUAAAAAGAAACAGCACAUAUUAUGGUCAUGGGCUUUAGAAAUUUCCAGAAAAAAAUCGAGUAACGUUAUUUUUAAUGUUAUAGACCAUUUAGUCAUAGAGACCGACUGACUGUAUACAAAACUAAUAAAUGUUUGUUAAACAGGAAGUGAGGUAGGUAAAUUGGUUUUUAAAGAAAAAAGUCAAAAUUGUAAUAUUUAGCUUUUUUUUUUCUUCUUUUUUUAUAGCAGCAUCCCUCCAAGCACUGGAUUUUCUUUUUCUUGAUUGUACAAUGCAAAAUCAGACGAGGUGUUUGUAGAUGUAGAUUUAUGUAUAUGGAUUAUUUUUGAUGUAGCUGCUUUAUUUACUUUAUAAUACUUUCACAUCAACACGUAGCUAGCUGGACUUGGAGUAAUAGGUCUAGCUUAUUCGCUUUUUUUUCUCUCUCUCUCUCUCUCUCUUUUUUUUUUUUUUUUUUUUAAAAGAUGCGCGAUUCGAAUAUCAAUUUUAAUUUCCUCCAUAAGACCUGCACUCUUGUUGUGGUCCUUUGCUUCCUGCACAUCUUUGUCACUGUAGUUUAUUAUGUCAGAUCGCUGGACUUCAGACAAUCGUUUGUCCAAAACCAACAGCAAAUCCACCAGAACCAGAGGAAACUGGAGCAACAUGCAGGAAGCACUGAAGAACCAAAGUUAAGCAGCACUUUAACUUCCAACACCUCUGUUAAAGAGAAAGAGCUGGAAAAAUGCCCUGAAACGUCUCCUUUGCUUGUGGGUCCGCUCCGAAUCGAGUUUUCCACUCCAGUGAGCCUCGAUCAGGUGAGGAAUGAGAACCCAGCGCUCGGGGAGGGAGGACGCUUCAAACCCAAAGAUUGCAUAGCUCUGCAGAAAGUGGCCAUCAUCAUCCCCUUCCGAAAGCGAGACGAGCACCUCAAGUACUGGCUUUAUUAUCUCCACCCGAUCCUGCAGCGGCAGCAGCUUGACUACGGCGUCUACAUCAUCAACCAGGAUGGAGAUGAGACGUUUAACCGGGCCAAACUGCUUAAUGUGGGCUACAGUGAGGCCCUGAAGGAGUACGACUACAAUUGCUUCGUGUUCAGCGACGUCGACCUCAUCCCCAUGGAUGACCGAAACACGUACAAAUGCUUCAGCCAGCCAAGACACCUGUCUGUCUCCAUGGACAAAUUCGGCUUCAGGCUUCCGUAUAACCAGUACUUUGGCGGUGUGUCCUCCCUGAGCAAGGAGCAGUACCUGAAGAUCAACGGCUUUCCAAAUAACUACUGGGGCUGGGGAGGCGAGGAUGACGACAUCUUCAACAGGCUGAGCUCCAAAGGGAUGGCUAUAUCCAGACCUAGCGGUGUAAUUGGAAAAUGCAGGAUGAUCCGUCAUGAACGGGACAAACAGAACGACCCGAAUCCCCAGAGGUUUGACCGAAUAGCACACACCAGAGAGACCAUGCACACAGAUGGCAUCAACUCGUUGUCCUAUAAAGUGGUGAGAGUGGAGAAGGACCAGCUGUUUACCAAAAUUACAGUGGAUGUCGGCAAACCAUAAAACUGAUGUUUUACCUGAACAUACUCCUAAAAGAUUUUAAAACUGUCCAUCAGGAAGACUGGAUGCAGUAACCAAAUGUGCCUUGACAUUUUAAGUCGAAUAUACCUUUGAAUUCUUUUUUUUUUUAAAUAAUCUUUAUCUUUUUGAAGUGAAUUCUGUUCUAUUUUUAAAAGACAUUAGUACUUGGAAAUUUAUUUGCCAUCUUUGCACAAGCGAUGGUGAACCGAAAGAAAGUGGACGUGUGAAUUGAGGUCAUAGUGGUGGUUGUGUGUCUGUGUUUUCUUUUUUUUUUUUUUUUCUUUUCCUAAAGUGCUCUCACUGAGCUAUUAGAGCAUCUCUUGAGCCACAGCUGAUGCAACUUGCCAAGCGAGGCAUUGUGUAAAGAAUGUAAGCUGCAGUGUGUCUGUGUCGUCUUUUCCAGCUUUGCCUUAAGAUCACCUCUUUACACGUUGAAGAUUUAGAGAGGAGUUUGUGCCGGACUUGCUAUCAUUCCAAGUCAUGCAAAGAGCUUAAGCCUUUUUAAAAUCCUCAUUCCACUUUUGUGGCCAUAAACCAAAAAGAAGACUUGCGUUUUGUUUUUUUGAAUGUAUCCUUGGUGCUUUACCCUUUGACUGUAAAGGAGUCUAACUCUCUGAGGUAGAGGUGGGUAAUUUAAGCAAAGAAAAUUGUAAUAUCCUCAUACUUUUCAUCAUGCAUAUUAAAAAUAUAAAAUGUCUAUGAACUGUUUGAAAAAAUUUCCUUUCAGUGUUUACAAAAAGCCAUUUAAUAUAGAACAGGAGAAAUAGCAUACAACAAGAAAUUAAUGAGAGAAACGCAUAAUAGGCUUAAGUCCAACAAUACAGUACAAGCAGUAGCAGAGGUGCCAACAUGCACGGUUUACCUGUAGCAUUCCCGAUACUUGACACCAUACUAUGGUGAUAUAGGAGACACCUUAAAACCUACAAUUUUCUGCUUUCUCAGCUAUAGCAAAGGCAAUUACCUGAAGGGGAAAGGACAUGAGAUUGGAAAAAUCGUGCAUUUUUCCGUGUAGUGGUUACUUUCACUUUGUGCAACUUCUCAGUGAAUUUGAGCUGUGAAGUUACAAACCCCAGUCUUGUGAGACAUUUGAAAGCAUCUAUGGUGGGUAAAAAAAUGGAGGAGCUGCUUAUUAUUCAGUAGCGAUCACGCACCUUGAAUCUGUUUGCAUGAAUUCCAAAAUCUAAUCAGUUCAUCUGCUGCUUACAGUGAUAAUUCCAUACAAAUCCUGCAAACAUUCAACCACUCAGUCUUGAGAUAUUGUCCUAAGGAGAAUAUCAUACGCAUGGACACCAUAUGUGGGGGUUUUUGUGGUAAAAUUCUGUUUUUUUAAGGAUUUUCUUAUUAGUGAUGCUGGCACCUCUUCAAUACCCAUAAUUUACUUCAGAUAAAAAACAGUUUAUGAUGUUCAUUGCAAUAACAAAUCGUCCACCUCUACUCUAAAGUUGUGGUUAUCUCUGAAGCUUAAAAGCAUGUUAUAAUUUAUUACAUAGCUGAAUAUAAGUUUGGUUUGGAAAAACUUCAAUGUAGUAUAGCCAGCCAUGUGUCUGCAUUUUUCUUUUUCUUCCCCCGUGAGCCACGAGCGAGAAAUAAUUAAUAUAUUCUAAUGCCUUUUGUUAUUUUUGGUGAUAACUGCAACAUCACUGGGUUCAUGGAAAAAUAUGUCUACUUCUGUUUUGCGCUUAAUUUGUGUCGUAGCCUUUUUUUAUUUUUCAUGGUUUAAAACCCGAAAAGUACAAUACCUGAUUUUAUUUCUGCUUUUGUACUUCCUUAAGGGAAUAUUAAGAUGAACAUCUUGUAUGGUGAAAUGUUUCUAUAAGAAAGCAGACAUGCAUUUAUUUGUUGUGAUGUGAGAGGAAAACAAAGCCAUUAAAAGUUUCACUAGCUUAAAUAUCUUCAUUAUGCGCUGGUUUGUCAUUGAGCCUUCCGAACCUAGUCUCACUUAUUCUUCUUUUUCUCCUUGAACCCCAAGACUAGCGGUGACCUGGGGAUUGAGCAUGAUUUGUUGAACAUGUGCUCUGUAGGUUGCAAUUAUUUCAUAUCUUUUUUAUUUCAUAUAGACAGUAAACAGUCACAAAUUGCUUUUCAUUGGCUAGUCAGAAAUCUACCAUCGAACCCAAUGCUUUUCCAUAUACUGAGCAGCUGAGUGGCUUUUCCAGCUGUUUUUCCAGCUGAGUAUAUAAUGUACAGAAUAUUUAAGUCCUGCAACUGAGCGCAAGACACUUUCUUCCUCAACCCACCCCCACUCCUUCAUUCCAGUACUCCCCAAACCCCAAUGACUUCUUCAGCAUUUUCUGUGAAGGUUCUCUCAUGCUUCUUAAACUUUUCUUUCUCCUCUUUCUCCUGUCAAGAAAGGUUGCCAUAAUCAGCCAGGCAUCUAAAUUUUGUAACUAUUUGGACAACGGCCUUUGAUCAGAGAGCCAGCGCAUAGUUUCAGGGUGGAAUUUUUUUUUUUUCCUUGAUUUUACAAAAGCUAUCUUACUUCAUUCUCUUUAAGUUGUGUUUGUCAUGCUUUAUUUCGACAUACAAAGAUGCAGCAAUCUUUCAAAUCUUUCCUGAUUUCUGAAUAUUUUGUUUUUCAUAUCAUAUUGCUGAAGAUAAAUGCAGUUGUGAUCUUAAAGAAUUAAAUGAAAUUCUGACAUGUA
Pangasianodon hypophthalmus (striped catfish) is the source of this 4477-nucleotide messenger RNA. RefSeq names its product DP-Gal:betaGlcNAc beta 1,4- galactosyltransferase, polypeptide 1, like (gene b4galt1l). The record is from RefSeq and is a predicted model, not a curated record. Gene Ontology annotation, molecular function: beta-N-acetylglucosaminylglycopeptide beta-1,4-galactosyltransferase activity; cytoskeletal protein binding. Bases 753 to 1817 code for a protein of 354 amino acids. Lineage: Eukaryota; Metazoa; Chordata; Actinopteri; Siluriformes; Pangasiidae. Gene Ontology annotation, biological process: carbohydrate metabolic process; protein N-linked glycosylation. The transcript has 6 exons.